GCGGCCUAGUCAGCCGGGCGGAGCCUCACUCCCGAUGAGUCGGCGUUGAGGCUAGAGAGACUGAGGGAAGCCCAGCGAGCGGAGCCGCAGAGAGAGAGCAGAAAGCCCGCGGCGCCUAGGCCAGCCAGCCACCGAUCCUCCCGCGCCCUCUGCCGCCAUGGCUUCGGGAGCCGAUUCCAAAGCUGAUGACUUGUCAACUGCAAUUCUUAAGCAAAAGAACAGGCCUAAUCGGUUAAUUGUCGAUGAAGCGAUUAACGAGGACAACAGUGUUGUGUCAUUGUCCCAGGCCAAAAUGGAUGAACUGCAGUUGUUCAGGGGAGACACAGUCUUGCUGAAAGGGAAGAAGAGAAGAGAGGCAGUGUGUAUUGUCUUGUCUGAUGACACCUGCUCUGAUGAGAAAAUCCGCAUGAACAGAGUGGUUCGCAACAACCUGAGAGUGCGCCUUGGAGACGUGAUCAGCAUCCAGCCCUGUCCGGAUGUGAAGUAUGGCAAACGGAUCCACGUGCUGCCGAUUGAUGAUACUGUGGAAGGGAUCACAGGGAACCUGUUUGAGGUCUACCUUAAACCCUACUUCCUGGAAGCAUACCGACCAAUCAGAAAAGGGGACAUCUUCCUGGUGCGUGGAGGGAUGCGUGCAGUGGAGUUCAAAGUGGUGGAGACCGACCCAAGCCCAUACUGCAUUGUAGCUCCAGACACUGUGAUUCACUGUGAGGGAGAACCCAUCAAGCGAGAGGAUGAAGAAGAGUCUCUGAAUGAAGUGGGCUACGAUGACAUUGGAGGUUGCCGGAAGCAGCUGGCUCAGAUCAAGGAAAUGGUGGAGCUCCCUCUCAGGCACCCUGCUCUGUUCAAGGCUAUUGGUGUAAAGCCUCCCCGAGGAAUCCUGCUUUAUGGUCCACCAGGUACUGGGAAAACCCUGAUCGCUCGAGCCGUGGCUAAUGAGACGGGAGCUUUCUUCUUCCUGAUCAAUGGUCCUGAGAUUAUGAGCAAGCUUGCAGGCGAGUCAGAGAGCAACCUGCGGAAGGCCUUUGAGGAAGCGGAGAAGAAUGCACCAGCCAUCAUCUUCAUUGAUGAGCUGGAUGCCAUUGCUCCAAAGAGAGAGAAGACACAUGGUGAAGUUGAGCGACGCAUUGUGUCUCAGUUGCUGACACUCAUGGAUGGCCUGAAACAGCGAGCGCAUGUGAUUGUAAUGGCUGCUACCAACAGACCUAACAGCAUUGAUCCAGCACUCCGGCGAUUUGGUCGCUUUGACAGGGAGGUAGAUAUUGGCAUUCCAGACGCUACUGGACGCCUGGAGAUCUUACAGAUCCAUACCAAGAACAUGAAGCUGGCUGACGAUGUUGAUCUGGAGCAGGUGGCAAAUGAGACCCAUGGCCAUGUUGGUGCAGACUUGGCUGCCCUGUGCUCAGAGGCAGCUCUGCAGGCCAUCCGAAAGAAGAUGGAUCUUAUUGACCUUGAGGAUGAGACUAUCGAUGCCGAAGUGAUGAAUUCUCUGGCCGUGACCAUGGAUGACUUCAGGUGGGCCCUGAGCCAGAGCAAUCCUUCUGCCCUGCGUGAGACCGUGGUAGAAGUGCCACAGGUGACCUGGCAAGACAUCGGAGGCUUGGAGGAUGUGAAGAGAGAACUACAGGAGCUUGUACAGUAUCCAGUAGAGCAUCCUGACAAAUUCCUUAAAUUUGGCAUGACACCCUCCAAAGGGGUUUUGUUCUAUGGGCCUCCUGGCUGUGGGAAGACCCUGCUGGCCAAAGCCAUUGCCAAUGAAUGCCAGGCCAACUUCAUCUCCAUCAAGGGCCCAGAGCUACUCACCAUGUGGUUUGGGGAGUCAGAGGCUAACGUGCGUGAGAUCUUCGACAAGGCCCGCCAAGCUGCUCCCUGCGUGCUGUUCUUUGAUGAACUGGACUCCAUUGCAAAGGCCCGUGGAGGGAACAUUGGAGAUGGUGGUGGUGCAGCCGACAGAGUCAUUAACCAGAUACUGACAGAGAUGGACGGCAUGUCAACCAAAAAGAAUGUCUUCAUCAUUGGUGCCACCAACCGGCCUGACAUCAUUGAUCCCGCUAUCUUGCGCCCUGGACGUCUGGACCAGCUGAUCUAUAUCCCACUGCCUGAUGAGAAGUCGCGUGUGGCAAUCCUCAAGGCAAACCUGCGGAAAUCCCCUGUGGCCAAGGAUGUCGAUCUGGACUUUCUGGCAAAAAUGACCAAUGGCUUUUCAGGAGCUGAUCUAACUGAGAUUUGCCAGCGGGCCUGCAAGCUGGCCAUCCGUGAAUCUAUUGAAAGCGAGAUCAGGCGGGAGCGAGAGAGGCAGACCAACCCUUCUGCCAUGGAAGUGGAGGAGGAUGACCCAGUCCCAGAGAUCCGGCGCGAUCACUUUGAGGAGGCCAUGCGCUUUGCCCGCCGCUCAGUCAGCGACAACGAUAUCCGCAAAUAUGAGAUGUUUGCACAGACCCUACAGCAGAGCCGAGGCUUUGGAAGCUUCAGAUUCCCAUCAGGUAACCAGGGUGGUGCUGGACCAAGCCAGGGCACAGGCGGCAGCGGCGGGGGGAAUGUUUACAAUGAAGACAACGAUGAUGAUCUCUAUGGUUAAAGUGCUGCUGGAGUGGACCAGACUCCCAAACAGGCCACGUUGUACAGGGCAAUUCCAGUGGUCAGUGGACUCCUGGCUUCUUCAUUCCUUGGUCAGACCCUUGUAGCUGCGUGUCAGGUUCUGUCAGCUGGAGCCUGCUGUACAUGCAAGGCGGCUGCUUGGCUGGUUUGGUGGGGAGGCAGGCGGGCAGUUUAACAAGGAGGGGAACUGGUUAUCUUUCUGGGGAAAUUUCUGUUCUAGUUUUAUGGCAGAAUCAGCAGCUUUAGCAACGGGUACAACAAUAGCCUGUAAAAAGAAAACAAAAAAAAUUUAAAACCUACAAAAAGUAAUAAAAAAAAUUCCCAUAACUUCAA
Molecule: messenger RNA, 2931 nt
Organism: Sceloporus undulatus (fence lizard)
Lineage: Eukaryota; Metazoa; Chordata; Lepidosauria; Squamata; Phrynosomatidae
Gene: VCP
Product: valosin containing protein
Exons: 17
Coding region: 158-2578 (806 amino acids)
Biological process (GO): mitotic spindle disassembly; retrograde protein transport, ER to cytosol; autophagosome maturation
Cellular component (GO): cytosol; VCP-NPL4-UFD1 AAA ATPase complex; nucleus
Molecular function (GO): polyubiquitin modification-dependent protein binding; ATP hydrolysis activity; ATP binding
Source: RefSeq, a predicted model, not a curated record